Molecule: messenger RNA, 4390 nt
Organism: Perca fluviatilis (European perch)
Lineage: Eukaryota; Metazoa; Chordata; Actinopteri; Perciformes; Percidae
Gene: znrf2b
Product: zinc and ring finger 2b
Exons: 5
Coding region: 478-1140 (220 amino acids)
Source: RefSeq, a predicted model, not a curated record
UGCGGGGCUUUUUCCUCCCAUCGCUUCCUUCCUUUGAGCAAUGCGUUGUCAGGCAGGGAGGUGUGAGGAGCCCGGCUCUUCACUCCUUCGUGCUGCACAGGAGCCAUGGCGGAGCGGGCACUGAGGAGGAGCCAACGGCCGGAGCUCAGCGGGGUCCACAGCGGCGGAUCAAACCAGGAAGGAUUCACGUUAACGUUAACGUUACCUGCCGGAUACAAUGGUGGCGGCUUCUAAAGUUUUACAAUCAUCUUCAGCUUUUGUCACAGCUGACCGGUUCAACUUUUCAAUAACUGGCAUUCCCCUAAUGUCGACGGGAACAUAGCGACACCGAGUUUGUUUUGCUUUUCUUUUCUUCCAGUAACGUUACGUGUUUGCCCUGUAAAGCCAUCUGCCUCGGGCGUAAAUCUGGCGCACUGUUCCGCAGUGGCUCAUAGAGCGCCUCUUUAAUAUUGCAAAGCCGAGUCACUGGAGGUUACCAUGGGGGCAAAGCAGAGCAGCCCCGCUGCUAAUCCAGCUGCUAACGGACGGACCAGAGCCUACUCCGGCUCGGACCUGCCCUCCAGCACGUCCAGCAGCAACGGCAGCAAUGUUAGCAGGACUACCGCCGGAGGUGUGAGGUACCACGCGUACAGUAGUGCGUCUGGAGCCUCGUCUAGCACCAGCCAGCACCUUGGAGCCAGGGCCAGGUCUGUGGGGGGCUCCGGGACCAGACCUCAGUCCGGUAUCACCAUUCCGAACAGCAGCGGAGCCUACAGCUCCCAGGAGUCAGGCGGCAGUAGCCCGGAGGAAGCGGACAGGGAGCGCUCGGGCGGAGGGCACGAAGGUCCCCGGCUGUUGAUAGGGUCACUACCAGCACAACUCUCGCCUCAUCUGUUCGGAGGCUUCAAGUGCCCUGUGUGCUCCAAGUUUGUGUCCUCCGAUGAGAUGGAUCUUCACCUGGUCUUGUGCUUAACCAAACCCAGAGUGACCUAUAAUGAGGACGUCCUGACCAAGAAUGCAGGGGAAUGUGCAAUCUGCCUGGAGGAGCUGGUCCAGGGAGACACCAUCGCUCGCCUGCCCUGCCUCUGCAUCUACCACAAAGGCUGUAUCGAUGAGUGGUUUGAAGUGAACAGAUCAUGUCCGGAGCAUCCAUCAGAUUAAUUGCUUUUUGCACAGGUACUCCAUUUCAGAGAUCCGUGACAUUGUGAAGUGUGGAUCCAGAAGACUGCUGGACACUGUGAUCAGUUUAUCUCUCUCCCCCACCACCCACCAAUAAUGUAGUACCAUUGUGUGCCAAAUCUCAUUUAAGCAAUCUUCAGGGAUACAGACUUUUAGUGUUAAUGUUUGGGUUGCACAUCCACGCUCAGUCUCAGGCCCGACGGACUGAUCUCCAACCUCACAUCCUCUCGCCGCCCCCACAGGACACGAUGGCAGGCGGGGGCUCUUCUUCCUGAGUGGCCGUGGGACGGCAGAUAUCAGCUGGAUUGUACACCAGGACACUGGAGGAGGUGGUGGACGUGGUCCGUCCCUCCCUUCCUCCCGCAGCAUCAGUCUACCAGUGCCUUGUUGUUUCGACGCCCCCCCCCAGCCACGGCAGGACAGGACUGUAGCAGAGCCAGCUGGAUCAACUUGGGGGGACCAUCUCAUCUCAACUGCCAUCCUACAGUUAGAGAUGUUCCGAUACCAUUUUUUUCCUUCCCGCGUAUCGGCCAAUACCGAGUACCGAUCCGACACCAGCGUGUUAAAAAUACUUCUAUUUUAUUAUGUUUUAACAGCUGUGUACUACUAACGCCGAAUGGAUGUGAUAUGAUUGCUAUGGUUGUGAAACGUAACGGAAAAAGAACAUAAAUAAACUACUUUUAAAGUAGGUCUUCUUCGGGGCUAAGUUACGUGGUACUGGAUCGGUGCGUAAACUCCAGUCCUUGCCGAUAGCGAUACCAGUGUUUUAGGCGGCAUUGGAGGCUUUUCUGACACUGGUAUCGGAACAUCUCUUUCUACAGUCCAGGAGAGACAAGCCAGAGACAGGAGAGCAGCAGAAAUCUCUGUCUGCAUCAGCAGCUCGGACAUUUUCAGAACUGAAGCUGCUGCAAACAUGGUGCCAAUCAACUGUGAAUAAUGUCAAACACACACACACACACAAUCACACAAUCAUUAGUGCUUUUUAAUCAUAUACCAUGGAGUAGAGGUCUUCAGGUACAGAAACCUGCACCCCGCUUCCUAAAAAAGGAUCCCUGACUCACCAACCUCAGCCGACAGCAUUGAGAGUAUUGCUGCCAUCACGAAAACAAAUAUUUGCUCAGUUUAUUUGCUCGUUAUAACGAGAACUUUUUCUUGUUUCCACUAGAUCCUUUUUCGCAUUAUAACAACAUAUUUUUCUUGUUAUGAUGACAUAGCUAUGGAGGGAAGUUUCUACUUAGAACAACUUAUCAUGUAAUAAGAAGAAACCAUUCUUGUUUCAAAGAGAAUCGUUUUUGUGGAAUAACUAACGUUUUGUGAUAUAACAAGAGAAACGUUUGUUCUUAAAACGGAAUUAGUCUGUGUGUAGUUUCAACGAAAUGUAUAUAACAUGAAAGAUAUAAUUUUAUAACAUGAAUGGGAUCUCAUAACAAGAACCGUUUUCACAUGAACGAGCAAGUGAGAAUUAGUUUCUUCUUCUUUUUGUAUAGUGCUGCUCCAUGGAAGAUUUGAUUGUUUUCAUAAAGUCUGUGAUGUAGUCUGUAAUGUAGGCUGUGUAGUAAUUCUAGCAUUUGAUCAUACUUCAAAUGUUACCAAUAUGAUGAAACUGGUUCCCAUUCAGAGUAAAAAAAAAAAAAAAAAAAUGUUGAAGUUCACAUUUGUCAUCUUUUUAUUCUUGUGUGAUGCAGAAGAGAAACCAGCACAAAGAUUUUACUGAUAAUCUCCUUUAAACAGGUGAGCAGUGCCAGGUGCACAGAACUACAACAACUCUAACACUGUCAUAGAAAUGGAGCACAUAGAGCAGAUUGGGGUAAAAUAGAUUUAAAAAUAAUUGAAUUUAAAAAAGCUAACGAAACCUAAAGCUUGAUGGAUAGGGUAUUAUGUGUGCAGCAAACAUGAUCCUCUUUUAAAUCCACAUUUCAGUUCUUUGUUUUUCCAUAAUCCCUAAUUUAAAGGUUCCCUGUUAGUUUUUGUCCUUUAGUAACGCUGUGGAGCACGGCACGCACAGUCCUGCCGCUGAGGUCCCGCUCCUCCACUGAUCUACAGGUGACCGUAGCACGCCAAGAUACUCUGCAAUGCAAAGAUACUCGGCAAAGGCACCACACACAAAUGUAAACAAUGCAGACUUUGCAUUCAUGAAAAGAGCUUUUUUUAGAGCUCAAGAAUGCACACAAUGUUGGUGAAUGUAAACUCCACAGGACAUCUUUAAAGGAUCGCGAAGAUCCAGGACUUAGCCAAAACAUUUGAACAUCGACAACUUCUCAGUCCCUCCCCCCUUUCCGCUUAAGCCCAAAACGGCCUCCUAAGCCCCUCCCCCCACAAGGGAGAAUGAAUGCGUGCGCAUGAGCAGUGAUUGACACGCAGUUAGACGUUUGAUUCUGCGUACCUGACGCUGCUACUGUACCUGUUUAAAGGAGCCUGCAUACUGAGGAAGGCAUCAGCUGCAAUGUUUGUCCAUAACAGAUAUCACAGAUAAUGCAAAUGUGAAUUUCAAACACUAUUUUUGAAAGUGUUUGUGGGGUUGGGGGGCGGGGAGAUCUUCAGUCGGAUGCUAUAACACCUCAGCCAGCAGGGCUCCCCACGAGAUGAUGUAUCUACUCCGACUGAACCAGUUUACUGUCAGUUGGAGCUGCAGGUUUUGCUGGUUUAAACCACAGAUUUGUAUCUAAAGACAGACGAUGCGUCUCCACUUCCUCCCGCUGUACAAAAGUAAAGUCAAAAUCUCCCAGGUACGGGCGCUGCCAUCUUUCAAUUUGGAGCCGGAGUAAGCUCAGUAGUGAAUCGGGCGCUGGAGUCGCGGUAUUAUUUAGUUUGGCCGAUGUCUCAUCCACUAACAUGGAGGGGGCGGGGCUUAUGGCUUAUACUGCAGCCAGCCACCAGCGUGUGAUCCAGAUGUUUUGGCUUCACUUAUACAGCCUAUGCAUCAACCCCUGGUUGAAAACGCAAAAAGUGACCUUUACUAUAACUGAAAAUACGGGUGCACGAUGGCGCUACCCAUGUACCAGUAACUGACUGGUUAGUAGUGAAUCCGAGUCCGCUGAAGGGGGUCCGAUAAGAACCAGACUUCUUAAUUCUUCUUAAUUAUCCUUUAUUGCCUCACAAUCACCACACGCUCAUUUCUCCAACAGUAUGUGGAUGUGGAUGUGGUUCUGAAAUGAUAUAAGUACAAAGUAAAUAAUGUGUAUGAUCCUAUAACUAAGUUACAAAUAAACCAUUAACUUAAAUCCCAAAUCAA